Penicillium roqueforti is the source of this 1653-nucleotide messenger RNA. RefSeq lists its product as uncharacterized. The record is from RefSeq and is a predicted model, not a curated record. Gene Ontology annotation, molecular function: carbohydrate:proton symporter activity. The transcript has a single exon. Gene Ontology annotation, biological process: transmembrane transport; carbohydrate transport. Gene Ontology annotation, cellular component: membrane. Lineage: Eukaryota; Fungi; Ascomycota; Eurotiomycetes; Eurotiales; Aspergillaceae. The coding region runs from base 1 to 1653 and encodes 550 amino acids.
AUGGAUUUCAAAUCGGCUGCCCAGCAUGUCGAGACACCCGACGACAAGUCGCCAAUGGACGUCGAUCCUGGUACAUUGGUCCAGGAGGCCCAGAUCGCCACCGACAAAGAACACCGCAUGUCACUGUGGCAGGCUUUGAAGCUGUACCCGAAGGCAAUUGGAUGGUCUGUUCUGAUCUCGACAGCAAUUGUGAUGGAGGGUUACGACGUCGUGCUCAUGGGAUCGUUCUACGGUUUCCCCGCCUUCAACCAAAAAUAUGGACACACACUUUCAGAUGGCUCCCAAGGGCUCUCGGCAGCAUGGCAAGCAGGAUUAUCCAAUGCUAUGAAUUGUGGUCAGAUCCUGGGAUUGUUUGCCAACGGUAUCGUCUCCGAACGAUUUGGGUACCGCAAGACCAUGUUGGGAUCUCUCAUUGCCACAAUGGCCUUCAUCUUCAUUCUAUUCUUUGCCCCCAAUGUUGAGACGCUGCUGGUCGGUGAGAUCCUAAUGGGUAUCCCUCUGGGAGUCUACCAGACCCUGUCUGUCACUUAUGCGUCCGAAGUCUGCCCUGUCGCCCUACGUGCCUACCUCACAACUUACGUCAACCUCUGCUGGGUAAUGGGGCAGUUGAUUGCCUCGGGCGUCUUGAAGGGUCUGGAGUCUCGAAAUGACGAAUGGGCUUACCGCAUUCCAUUUGCCAUCCAGUGGAUUUGGCCCGUUCCGAUCUUCAUUGGCGUUCUGAUGGCUCCAGAGAGCCCCUGGUGGCUCGUCCGGAAGGGCCGACUACAGGAGGCCGUCAAAUCUCUUACAAGGUUAACGUCUAGAGGAAACACCGACUUCAAUGCGGAGGAGACUGUAGCCAUGAUCAUCCAUACCAACGAGGUCGAGAAACAGCUGAAUGAAGGUACCAGCUACUUCGAUUGUUUCCGCGGUACCAAUCUCCGCCGGACCGAGAUCUCAUGUUUGAUCUGGGCAGCACAGAAUCUCUGCGGAGCCGGUCUGAUGGCAUACUCGACUGUUUUCUACCAGCGAGCCGGAUUGCCCGUCUCUCAGUCAUUCAACAUGUCCUUGGCUCAAUACGCAAUCGGUUUCUUUGGCACUCUCUUCUCCUGGGUUCUCAUGUCCUAUCUUGGUCGACGAACUUUGUAUGUCUACAGUCUGGCUGUUCUUUGCGUCAUCCUCUUUGUAAUCGGAUUUAUCGCGAUUGCCCCUUCAACGUCGGCUACCUCCUGGGCGACCGGCUCCAUGCUCUUGGUCUACACCUUCAUUUAUGAUUCCUCGGCCGGGCCUGUUUGCUAUUCACUCGUGUCCGAAAUUCCUACAAUCCGGCUUCGCAUCAAGACCGUGGUUCUCGCCCGCAAUCUGUACAACUGCUUCAGCAUCUUCAACGGGGUGGUGAUCCCGUAUAUGCUGAAUGUGGAUGGCUGGAACUGGAGAGGAAAGGCCGGCUUCUUCUGGGGUGGAUUAUGCCUUGCCUCCUUCAUCUGGUCGUUCUUCCGCCUACCAGAACCCAAGGGUCGUACUUAUGCCGAGAUGGACGCUUUGUUCGAACAAAAGGUCUCCGCCCGCAAGUUCGCGUCUACCAAGGUCAACCUUUUCCACGAGGAAGAGACCAAGGAAGGCAUCGAGACAAAGGAAGAGAAGGAAGUCAUCGAGACAAAGGAAGAUAAAUGA